This is a messenger RNA of Manihot esculenta (cassava), 135 nucleotides long. NCBI's taxonomy places the organism in Eukaryota, Viridiplantae, Streptophyta, Magnoliopsida, Malpighiales, Euphorbiaceae. The record is from the annotation of a RefSeq genome assembly.
AUGCGAGAUCUAAAAACAUAUUUAUCUGUAGCACCGGUAAUAAGUACUCUAUGGUUUGGGUCUUUAGCAGGUCUAUUGAUAGAGAUCAAUCGUUUUUUCCCAGAUGCGUUGACAUUCCCUUUUUUUUCAUUCUAG